AUGCCUCCUAGACACCAAACCCUCCCUCCAGCGCAGACCACCUCUGCCAAAGAGGCCCAGAAGUCCUUCUACUGCAGCCUCUGUUCCAAGGGCUACUCCCGCAUGAACGACUAUGAAGCCCAUCUCAGCAGCUACGACCACAGCCACAAGCAGCGCCUCAAGGACAUGAAGGCCAUGGUGCGCGACCCCAACGCCGGCGCCAAGGCGAGAAAGGCCGAGGCCAAGGCAGACGGCAUAGUCAGCAUCAAGCUUGACCAAGAUGCGCCCUCUUCAAGCGCUGGGAAUGCCGGCGGUGGAGGCGGUGGCGGUUUCAAAAAGGGCGGCUUCAAGAAGACGGGCUUCAAGAGCGCUUUUGCGCCCGCAGAGCCAGCAGCUUCAGCCAAUGCGCAACAAACAGAUACAACCCAUACACUGGCAGACCAACGGUCUGGAGGGCUGAUGGAGACAGGAGAGACGGCUUCAACCCUGCCACUGGCGUAUAAAAGCUCUCUGGUGGAGAGCGAUACAGAAGACGAGGGAUACGAGCUGUACGAUCCAAGAUUUCCCACUGAUUAA
Messenger RNA from Trichoderma gamsii, 555 nucleotides. RefSeq lists its product as hypothetical. The transcript has 2 exons. Lineage: Eukaryota; Fungi; Ascomycota; Sordariomycetes; Hypocreales; Hypocreaceae. Bases 1 to 555 code for a protein of 184 amino acids. Gene Ontology annotation, molecular function: zinc ion binding; nucleic acid binding. The record is from RefSeq and is a predicted model, not a curated record.